Messenger RNA from Durio zibethinus, 1543 nucleotides. RefSeq names its product expansin A20 (gene EXPA20). The record is from RefSeq and is a predicted model, not a curated record. Lineage: Eukaryota; Viridiplantae; Streptophyta; Magnoliopsida; Malvales; Malvaceae. Gene Ontology annotation, biological process: plant-type cell wall organization. Gene Ontology annotation, cellular component: extracellular region.
ACAAAAAAAUAUAUAUUUAUAUUCCCCUUCAUCUUUGAUGAUGUCAAGCAAAAAUACUGAAUAAUACACCUAGUUAUAAGAUUAUGGUGUUUGCUACUGUUCUUCACUGGUGAGCGCCUCCCAACAGUCAAAACCCUUUUUCCCUGUCAAAUCCCUCCCCUCUUUAUUUUUUUCUCUCCUAAAAAGAAGAGCGAUGGAUGUAUCUUGACUUUCUUUGAGUGUUUGCUACAAACAAAUCUAAACCGCUUAAAACUAUGUUUUAGGAUUCUUAACAGUCCUGGUUUAUCUUAUUCUCAGACUUUCAGCUUUUCCUGUCUGCCACCAUCACAAAGCCUUAAACCCUUCUGGCCUUGCUCUCUUAACUAUGUCGCAAAUUGCAGGCUGCGCGCGCUUUUUCGGUCUCAUUACCAACUAAAGAGAAGAAAUGAAAAGAUAAAGCAUACCUUCUUUUCCAUUGUAGACAAAGAUACCCUCCUCCAUCAGGCUCUCGUCGAGUGACCCCACAAUGUGAACUAAGGACUCCAUCGCUCUGGUUGUCUUUUGGCCCAAGUUCAAACUUUGUACUUUGAAUGCGGUUUCCACCUAGAUCAAUUACAAGUUAACAACAGACCUAGCUGCACCUCACCAAGGAAGUUGAGGUCCUUUCCUAAGGGAAAAGGGCUUUCUUUACCCUUCUUCUCACAACAAUCCCAAUAAAGAGGGAAAAAGAAAAAGGAACCAUAUUGAAGCACAACUCAAAGUUCUGAGAGACCUCAUUAUCUCAAAUGGGUGCCCUUCAACUUACCGUCAUCUAUUUGAUUCUACUGCUAACAUCCCAGGUCAUUUCCAAGGAGGAACAAUGGAAGUCAGCUACUGCAACAUAUACCAAAGAAACGGACGGAUCAAUCAUCACAGAAGGAGCUUGUGGUUAUGGGGACCUUCACAAGGCCAGCUAUGGGAAGUACAGUGCUGGACUAAGUACCAUGUUAUUCAACAGAGGGAGUACCUGUGGAGCUUGCUUUGAGCUCAGAUGUGUUGACCACAUUUUGUGGUGUCUCCAAGGAAGCCCCUCAGUCAUCCUUACUGCCACAGAUUUCUGUCCACCGAAUUAUGGGCUUUCAGCAGAUUAUGGUGGCUGGUGCAAUUUCCCCAAAGAACACUUUGAGAUGUCUGAGGCAGCAUUUGCUGAAAUUGCAGAGAAAAGAGCAGAUAUUGUGCCAGUUCAGUAUAAGAGGGUGAAGUGUGAAAGAAGGGGUGGGAUAAGAUUUACAAUGAGCGGGAGUGCUCACUUCUGUCAGGUCCUGAUUACCAAUGUGGGAUUGGAUGGUGAAGUAGUAGCAGUGAAAGUUAAAGGCCCGAAAACGGGGUGGAUACCAUUGGCAAGGAACUGGGGACAAAACUGGCAGAGCAAUAUUAAUCUUAUAGGACAGCCACUUUCUUUUGAAGUAACAGCCAGUACUGGCAGGACAGUUGCAUCUUACAGUGUUGCUCCAGCAAAUUGGCAGUUUGGUCAGACGUAUGAAGGAAAACAGUUCAAGUAAGGCGACAAUAUUUGAGAUUUUUA